Staurois parvus is the source of this 363-nucleotide messenger RNA. NCBI's taxonomy places the organism in Eukaryota, Metazoa, Chordata, Amphibia, Anura, Ranidae. The record is from the annotation of a GenBank genome assembly.
GUUCCCACUCGCUGCACCUAUCCUGCCUUUAACCCUGUAAAGAAGCCCUCUGUAGCAACUGCUCCCUCUCCUGUUCCAUCCUCCAGUUCUUCUCUGUCUCCAGCUGCUCCAUUCAUUUGCAGACCUGCGUUUACUUGCAGUGCACCAGUAGUUAAAACCAGAAAAAAGCGAAAAUUCUUUCCAACCAAUACCAUCCUGCCAGUAUCCAAACCGGUGAGCCUGCCGUCCGAGAACUUGCCUUCCGUGGUUCGGCCUGAAGCCUCCUGAAGCCUCUACUCAGCAUGAUGAACUGAUCCAGCCUGACGAUCCUAUUAGGCCAGUUGACUCUAUGCCCGCUGUUGAUCCAGAUGAUCCGGUACCUGA